GGCUCCAGUUGGCUUCCCCGGGGGCCAAGGAAGCAGGAAUGGGUGCCAGGGAAACCCCGGCAAAAAGGAGAAACAGACAGCGCACACACACACACACACACACACACGGUCACACAGGCGGGACACAACCGACCCGACAGAGACAAGACACGCACAGACCAGAAGUGGAACAGAGUGGGGGAGUAAGCGGAAGAGUCGCCGAGCCCAUGGCUUUCAGAGCGACCCCAGGCCGGACGCCGCCGGGACCCGCCCCCGGGAUGUCCUCGGCCAGCUGCCCCAGCCCACAGGCCCCAAUGCCCGGGCCCGGAGCUAUCGAGGAGGACGAGGAGGAGGAGGACGAGGAGGAGGAGCCGCCCGCCGAGAUCCAUCUGUGCGUGCUGUGGAGUUCGGGGUAUCUGGGCAUCGCUUACUACGACACGAGCGACUCCACUAUCCACUUCAUGCCCGAUGCCCCAGACAACGAGAGCCUGAAGCUUCUCCAGAGAGUUCUGGAUGAAGUCAACCCCCAGUCUGUCGUUACAAGCGCCAAACAGGAUGAGGCCAUGACCCGGUUCCUGGGGAAACUUGCCUCCCAGGAGCACAGAGAGCCACAGAGACCUGAGGUUGUACUUCUGCCGAGCGUGGAUUUCGGUCCAGAGACAAGCAAGCAGCGUCUCCUUUCUGGAAACUACUCGUUCAUCCCAGAGUCCAUGACUGCCACUGAGAAAGUCCUUUUCCUCUCCUCCAUCAUUCCCUUUGACUGUGUCCUCACGGUCCGGGCACUUGGAGGACUGCUCAAGUUCCUGAGUCGAAGAAGGGUCGGGGUGGAACUGGAAGACUAUGGUGUCAGCGUCCCCAUCCUGGGAUUUAAGAAAUUUGUGUUGACCCACCUGGUGAGCAUAGAUCAAGACACUUACAGCGUUCUGCAGAUCUUCAAGAGCGAGGCGCAUCCCUCAGUCUACAAAGUAGCCAGCGGGCUAAAGGAGGGGCUCAGCCUCUUUGGGAUCCUCAACAGAUGCCGCUGUAGGUGGGGACAGAAGCUGCUCAGGCUAUGGUUUACACGUCCAACUCAGGAGCUAAAGGAACUCAAUUCUCGUCUGGAUGUCAUUCAGUUUUUUCUGAUGCCUCAGAAUCUGGACACAGCCCAGAUGACGCACCGUCUCCUGAGCCACAUCAAGAAUGUGCCUCUGAUCCUGAAGCGCAUGGAGCUGUCCCACACCAAGGUCAGUGACUGGCAAGUCCUCUACAAGACUGUGUAUAGUGCCCUGGGCCUGAGGGACAUCUGCCGCUCCCUGCCACAGUCCAUCCAGCUUUUUCACGACAUCGCCCAAGAGUUCUCUGACGACCUGCACCACAUUGCCAGCCUUAUUGGGAAAGUGGUGGACUUUGAGGAAAGUCUUGCUGAAAAUCGCUUCACAGUCCUCCCCAACAUAGAUCCGGAAAUAGAUGCGAAAAAGCGACGGCUGACGGGGCUCCCAAGCUUCCUCACUGAAGUUGCCCAGAAGGAGCUGGAGAAUCUGGACACUCGAAUCCCUUCCUGUAGUGUCAUCUAUAUCCCUCUGAUCGGCUUCCUUCUUUCCAUUCCCCGCUUGCCCUUCAUGGUGGAGGCCAGUGACUUUGAGAUUGAGGGCCUGGACUUCAUGUUUCUCUCAGAGGACAAGCUGCACUAUCGCAGCACGCGAACCAAGGAGCUGGAUGCCCUGCUGGGGGACCUGCACUGCGAGAUCCGCGACCAGGAGACCCUGCUGAUGUACCAGCUGCAGUGCCAGGUGCUGGCGCGGGCUUCUGCCCUCACUCGGGUGUUGGACCUGGCCUCCCGCCUCGAUGUCCUGCUGGCUCUUGCCAGUGCUGCCCGGGACUAUGGCUACUCAAGGCCGCGUUACUCUCCCCGAACCCAUGGAGUACGGAUCAAGAAUGGCAGGCAUCCUCUGAUGGAACUGUGUGCGCGAACCUUCGUGCCCAACUCCACAGACUGUGGCGGGGACCAAGGGAGGGUCAAAGUCAUCACUGGACCCAACUCCUCAGGGAAGAGCAUAUACCUCAAACAGGUAGGCCUGAUCACGUUCAUGGCCCUGGUGGGCAGCUUUGUGCCCGCAGAGGACGCUGAAAUUGGGGUAAUCGACGCCAUCUUCACCCGAAUUCAUAGCUGCGAAUCCAUCUCCCUCGGACUCUCCACCUUCAUGAUUGACCUCAACCAGGUGGCCAAGGCGGUGAACAACGCCACUGAGCAGUCGCUGGUCCUCAUGGAUGAGUUUGGGAAGGGAACCAACACGGUGGACGGGCUGGCACUCCUGGCUGCUGUGCUUCGACACUGGCUGGCCCUGGGGCCCCGCUGCCCCCACGUCUUUGUGGCCACCAAUUUCCUGAGCCUCGUUCAGCUGCAGCUGCUGCCACAAGGGCCUCUGGUGCAGUAUCUGACCAUGGAGACCUGUGAGGACGGCGACGACCUCGUCUUCUUCUACCAGCUCUGCCAAGGUGUUGCCAGUGCCAGCCAUGCCUCCUAUACGGCCGCCCAGGCGGGCCUUCCUGAGCAGCUCAUUGCUCGCGGCAAAGAGGUCUCAGACUUGAUCCGCAGCGGGAAACCCAUCAAACCCGUGAAUGAGCUCGUGAGGAGGAACCAGGUGGAAAACUCUCGGGGCAGCGGUUCCUGUGCAGACCCAGAAGGGGCUCGGUUCUUUCUCCCUGCAGUUGCCAGGCACUGGUGGGUAAGUUCCUGAAGCUGGACUUGGAAGACCCCACCCUGGAUCUGGGCGUUUUCCUGAGUCAGGAAGUGCUGCCGGCCGCCACCACCAUCCUCUGAGGGCCCUUCCUCUACCCUCUGAUCCCAACACCUGAGACCAGCACGCCGCCCCCUCUUCUGUGGCCCCAGCGUUCUUGGUCGUUUUGUAUUAGGAAUAAAAUUUAUUUUGGAUCAGAA
Messenger RNA from Mesocricetus auratus (golden hamster), 2896 nucleotides. RefSeq names its product mutS homolog 5 (gene Msh5). The record is from RefSeq and is a predicted model, not a curated record. The coding region runs from base 39 to 2696 and encodes 885 amino acids. Gene Ontology annotation, molecular function: ATP binding; ATP-dependent DNA damage sensor activity; mismatched DNA binding. The transcript has 25 exons. Gene Ontology annotation, biological process: mismatch repair; chiasma assembly. Lineage: Eukaryota; Metazoa; Chordata; Mammalia; Rodentia; Cricetidae. Gene Ontology annotation, cellular component: nucleus.